AUGGGAGCUUAUGGAAAUAUACCUGCAGAACCUGAAAAAUCAUAUGGACCUGUAUUUUAUGAAAUGGUUGCGAACGCCUGCAAUACAAACAAUGAUAUGAUAGGAUUUAAUGAAGAUGUUAUGAGGUCAUUGGUGGAUGAUGGUAGUGUGGAACAUAAAUGGGAUAGCUAUGACAACACACAUUUCUUAUGUGGUUUUCCAACAGAAGUGGACUUUUGCUUCCAGCAAGGUCAAACAUCUACUGCUCCAAUAACAUACAAAUUGUCUGUUAAAGGACCUAUUGAACUAGCAACUGAAAAUGUACCAAAGCCACUUAUUGGAUUUAUGAGGGAUUGUUGCUUUGCCAUUCAGGUGCGUGCUAAUGGAAUCCCAAUAAUAAGAUUAGAUGACUAUAACUUAGCUACGGACGACAGUGAGGAAUAA
This is a messenger RNA of Trichomonas vaginalis G3, 423 nucleotides long. RefSeq lists its product as uncharacterized. NCBI's taxonomy places the organism in Eukaryota, Parabasalia, Trichomonadida, Trichomonadidae. The transcript has a single exon. The coding region runs from base 1 to 423 and encodes 140 amino acids. The record is from RefSeq and is a predicted model, not a curated record.